Megalops cyprinoides (Indo-Pacific tarpon) is the source of this 2550-nucleotide messenger RNA. RefSeq names its product SWI/SNF related, matrix associated, actin dependent regulator of chromatin, subfamily d, member 2 (gene smarcd2). Lineage: Eukaryota; Metazoa; Chordata; Actinopteri; Elopiformes; Megalopidae. The record is from RefSeq and is a predicted model, not a curated record. The transcript is spliced from 13 exons. Gene Ontology annotation, cellular component: nucleus; SWI/SNF complex. Gene Ontology annotation, biological process: regulation of transcription by RNA polymerase II. Bases 408 to 1937 code for a protein of 509 amino acids.
UGCAGAUACACACAGAGAGAAAUCCUGUCUGAUCGCUAUCUUUAGACAUUGGUCAGGCGCUAGAAAUCUUCUUGUGUGCCAACCAUUUAAAAUAAAUAGGGGGCUUGAACAAAGUCAUGGAUUCAUGGGAAAUGAUGACACGUACAGCAGUUACCGUUUACUUGGUGAAAGAGGGACUGAGAGGUCGCUAAAACGCUACCCGGGAACUAGCGCUAACGUUACUUGAAGCUGUAGCUUGUUAUCUGGGAAGUUUGAAAUCAGAACGCACACGCAUCGCUAGUAAGCUAGCUACGCAUUUAUGUACCUAGCCUAGCUCACUAAGUCGUCUAUUUUCUUGGAAGAGUUUUGCUAGACAGGAUUUAUAAGUGUCACUACUUAAACAAGUAUUGAUUUUUUUUUUAACGAAAAUGGCUUCGAGAGGGGGGUACCCAAUAGCUACAGGUAGUCCAAUGAACCCUAACAUUAACCCCAUGACAGCUGGACAUGGAGGUGGUGUGAGAAUGCCACCACCACCAGCAGCAAUGCAGCAGAACUCUGGAUUCCGAGCCAUGAGCAACGCCGCCUCGCAGUACCACCAGCGCCCCGGCAUGCCGCCGACCAGAGGGGUACCUAUGGGGGCACUGGGGGGACCCGUCCCAGGGCCCUCUUAUGGCUCCAGUUUACCUAUGCGCUCUGGGAUGCCCCCAGCUGCCAUGGACCCUGCACGAAAGAGGUUCCUCCAGCAGCAGCAGCAGCAGCAACAGCAGCAACAUCAGGGCCUGAGCGGUCAGAGACGUGGUGUCAAAAGGCGGAAGAUGGCUGACAAGGUACUUCCACAGAGGAUCAGAGAUCUGGUCCCUGAGUCUCAGGCCUACAUGGACCUCCUUGCCUUUGAGCGAAAGCUGGAUCAGACCAUUGCCCGUAAGCGCAUGGAAAUCCAGGAAGCCAUUAAGAAGCCCAUCACGCAAAAGCGCAAGUUGCGUAUAUACAUCUCCAACACCUACACACCUGGCAAGCCAGAGGGCGAAGAGGCGGAGAAGGUGUCCUCCUGGGAGCUUAGGGUGGAGGGCAAGCUGCUGGAGGAUCCUGGAAAGCAGAAGAGGAAGUUUUCAUCCUUCUUUAAAAGCUUGGUCAUCGAGCUUGACAAGGAGCUCUAUGGGCCAGAUAACCACUUAGUGGAGUGGCACAGAAUGCCCACCACCCAGGAGACUGAUGGGUUCCAGGUAAAGCGACCAGGUGACGUGAAUGUGAAGUGCACCCUUCUCCUCAUGCUGGACCACCAGCCCCCCCAGUACAAGCUGGACCCCCGCCUGGCCCGGCUGCUGGGGGUCCACACGCAGACUCGGGCCAGCAUCAUGCAGGCACUGUGGCUGUACAUCAAGAACAACAAGCUGCAGGACAGCCACGAGAAGGAGUACAUCAACUGCAACCGCUACUUCCGCCAGAUUUUCGGCUGCACACGCAUGAGGUUCUCUGAGAUCCCCAUGAAGCUGGCGGGCCUGCUGCAGCACCCGGACCCCAUUGUCAUCAACCACAUCAUCAGCGUGGACCCCAAUGACCAGAAGAAGACCGCCUGCUACGACAUUGAUGUGGAGGUGGAUGACCCUCUGAAGGGGCAGAUGAACAGCUUCCUGUCCUCCACCACCAACCAGCAGGAGAUUGCAGCCUUGGAGAUGAAGAUCCACGAGACCAUUGAGUCCAUUAACCAGCUCAAGACCCAGAGGGACUUCAUGCUCAGCUUCAGCAAUAACCCACAGGAGUUCAUCCAGGACUGGCUCAAGUCCCAGUGUCGGGACCUCAAGCUGAUGACAGACACGGCAGGGAACCCAGAGGAAGAGAGGCGUACUGAGUUCUACCAGGCACCCUGGGUCCCUGAGGCAGUGGGCCGUUACAUCUUCUCAAAGGUGCAGCAGAGACGUCAGGAGCUGGAGCAGGUGCUAGGAAUCCGACUGACUUGAAGCCCAAGCCUCACCAGGGCCCCUCUCCAGCUGUCAGCCGUCUCCUCUUCCCAGGGCUCACUCAGCGGUACAGGGCAGGCCUAUUCAAAGGGCCAGCCCCAUGGUGGCCUUCACAUCCAACCUGGAACUAUGCAGCCAGUCAGCAAAACUGGAAUCAGUCCACACUUGCAGUUUCAUGCUCUUUCGUUUUACUUCCCCAUUUUCUUGUGAAUUUUGCUAAUGUAAUGUUUUUUUUCCUUCUGUCAGUUAAGCCAGUUUGCCCACAUUUACGAUAUUGUGAAAGUGGGGAAAACUGGAUUACAUUGCAUUUUUUCUGUCAUUUUUUUAGUCAGUACUCUCUGAUAUGAUGGACCACAGUGAAAUGUACACUGUCUUGCAUCUUAUUUUUCUGCAGUAUAACGCAUACUGUUUGCCUCAUUGAUUCCUAGUUUAUUCUUCAUAUUGCAAGUCUGCUCGGUUUUACAAGUCCAAUUUAUUUUUGUAUGAUUUUUGUGUGUAACUUUUGCUUCUAAGGUGUAAGCAUUUGCACAGUGAAAUGGUUGUGUGGUAUUUUUUUAUAAAGGGGAACACACCCCCAGACCUGGAAAGCCACAGUUGCAGCUUAAGUAUUAUU